Stylophora pistillata is the source of this 2786-nucleotide messenger RNA. Its product is annotated as adenosine receptor A3. Gene Ontology annotation, molecular function: G protein-coupled receptor activity. Gene Ontology annotation, biological process: G protein-coupled receptor signaling pathway. The record is from RefSeq and is a predicted model, not a curated record. Lineage: Eukaryota; Metazoa; Cnidaria; Anthozoa; Scleractinia; Pocilloporidae. Gene Ontology annotation, cellular component: plasma membrane.
AUGGUUCAGUAUCCGUUGGAGACCAGGCGUCGAUCUAGUGAGACAAAUGUUCUGGAUCUGCGAAGACAAGGACAUCAGGAACAAAUAAAACAACUUUUGGAACGGAAGGCAGCAAGGAGUAGAUACCAAACCAUGUCCUGUAACAGAUACUUCACGAAAGACCAAGUGCCAGUGCUCAGUGACAGAUUUUUCUUGGAGGAUCCACGCUUGACUGAAAAAGUCACAGAGAACAGACGCCAGGACACUGGAAUUGGACAUCAUCAAAUCCUUGGAUUUCUACGAGGAAACACGACACCAAGCUCACCUGAAAAACCGUUUCCGAUAUUUUUAAUUAAUUUUACCAGAAGACUUUUCGGUGGUUACCGUCAUAAUAAGAUUAGAAAUCAGAUCCUAAUCAUGACAAAUAAUUCUUCUCAACACAAAUCCAUGGAAAGUUCUGACGUCAUAGCAUGGUGUGCUGCGUUUGCUGUCGAAUCUGUCAUUGUGGUAAUCGGAAACUUGUUCAUUAUUACCGUCUUCGUCAAGACCAGAGAGCUACGCAGGCAACAUCGCCAUUAUUUCUUAAUGAACUUAGCCGUGGCUGAUUUCUUCGUGGGAGGUUUUGCGGGGCCAUUGUUUGUUUACAUUUUAGGAGGACUCUACAACUUGUGGCCGUUUUCCAAAUACAGACAUACUUUGUACACCAUGAGCAUAUUUCUGGACAUGUUCGCGGGCAUUUCUUCAAUCGCUUUCCUCUCCGCUAUUGCCGUAGAAAGACUUUACUCGACGUUAUACCCCACCAAGUAUAGAAAAACAAAACGUUCCACAUACACAGGCGUCGCGUUCUUACUAUGGGUUAUUUCCGCUGCGCUUCCAGGGAUUAGAAUCCAUCUCGGAGAAAAAUUAAACUCUCUGUACACGUGGAUGCCAAUUGUCUGCAUGCUGCUGGUAAUCAUCGGCUCCUCGUACAUUGUUAUCUGGGUUAAAGUCCUUUUUUUCAGUUCCAAGCGCCUAGAUCAAAGCCGUGAAAGACGAUUAAAUGUAACUGUUACAAUCUUAACUCUGACGUCACUUUCAACAUGGCUGCCGUUCAUCAUCCUGAACAUAGUCAACGAGUUUCACCCGGAAUUGAGUAUAGAAGCUGUCUUUUCCACCAAGAUACUACAUUACGGUAACUCUCUGGUCAACCCUUUCUUAUUUGCCUUAAAAAUGCCGAAGUUUAGAAAAGCCGCACUGAAAAUCUUUUGUAGUUUUCAUCGGGAGCCAGCCUAUCUCCCAAGCGAGAAAAGAAGACUGGAUCAUGAUUCUUCCAGCUCAAACAGCGAGCGAACUUCACCUGCUGUGAGGACCACACCAGUUUGAAUGUAACAGUAACUUUGCUUAUCUUCAGCCACAAUUUUGAGCAUCGACACUCAGGACUCAUUGUGUUGAGCAUAUUUUUAACCACCUUUUCGACUCUGGAACACUAUUUUGCAAUUUGAGAGGACUUGUGCACUUUUUUUCAUUUGUGGCAAUUACUUUUAAGCAAUAUUUUACUUUGCGAGUAAACAUUUGUUAGCUACAACUAUACUGUGUUUACACGGCCUUAUUUUGAUUAUCAAAUACUUGACCAAGACAGGCUUUCUCCUUAUAAAAUCGUUAUAGUAUCAGGCAGACAAGUGACAAGAAUAAAGAAAAUUAUCAAUUAGGGGUUUAUCAGUUGAUCUAAUACCUAAUUCUCCCAACCAACAUCAUAAGAACUCUGCGGAAAGAAGUGAGAAGAAUUACUAAUGAGAUCUUGGGAGUGGAAUGGUUAACGUCUUCUGUAUCUAUGUCAGUCUCCUGUUAGAUCCCGUUCAGUUUCAGUUAACCAAAUAGUUUGUAGGAAAUUUUAGUCGAGAAAAUCAUAUAAGCUUAAAACAUUUUUUAGCAACUCUUGAGCUCUAAAAAAAGCUCAGCGUUCAAUGGUCUUCGUCUUCACCUCCCUCUCCUUCCCCGGUGCAGAGUGAAGUUUCACCCAACUGGCUUUGCGACGAUACCUCUACAUUAGUUGUUUUAUAGGUUGAACGAACUGCAAAGGAUCUUGAAAUAUUGGAAACACAGCUCCCCUUAGUAAUAUUUUAGAAAGUGUACUUACCCCAAGAAUCAUUGCCUUACAUUUUAGUCUUUAAAAUCUCAGUUUAACAAAAUAUCAAUCGUUUUAAAUAUCACAUCAACUUGCGAUUGGGUAAUGUGGUUGGUCAUUGUAAUUAUUUCUGACCAAUUAAAGUCUGAGCAUUGUGUCGAAGUGAUUCUUAUUUAACUGAGUCUAACUAAAAAGUACCUACGGUUUUUAAACAUGCUCCCUCAUAAUCAGCAUUUAGCUAGCAAUCAAACCCUAAGAAUCGUUAAUGAAACAAAAUUCGUCGAUAAAUGUUUGCCGUGAAGGCGGUCGACUUUUUCAGAUAAACUUGUCGCAAGGAUGUUUGAAAGCUAACGUACUCUUUACGACAGGUAUCGCUUUCUUCUUAAAUCGUUCCCGACCGUUGUCAGUUUGUUCCAGCGGAGAGAUCGAAUGUUUGACUAACUCAGCCCUGCUCUUGCCACCUAGCUGAGUCUUCUCUAGGGUUUGCAUAAUAGAUUUCAAAUGGACACUUUUUAAUUCGGAGUCUUUCUUGUUGGGUGUUUCAAAAUGAUGGUGCUCGGAAUUUGAAGAGAUACUCUGUUUUGGGUUCCAUUGCGUUGAAUAAUGCCUCUUCGAGGAGAAAUCAAUCGGAGGUAAUUCUCUUUUGUCGUGACGUAUGGUGUUUUUAAGCCACUUAGCUCCGCUCCGCUCAGCUAAGCGAAAA